AUGAAGACUAAAGACAAUAAAGUGGCCUUGUACGCCAUCAGCGCCGUGUACUUCGCGGGCGUCAUGGUGCGGCUCAUGCUAACGCUAACCCCCGUGGUCUGCAUGCUGUCGGCCGUGGCCUUCUCCAGCGUCUUCGAGCACUACAUGGGGGACGACACCCGACGAGAGAAGCCCCCUGCGGAGGACAGCAGCGACGACGACGACAAGAGGAACUCUGGGAACCUCUACGAUAAGGCCGGGAAAGUGCGCAAACACGUGUCUGAGCAGGAGAAGAGUGAGGAGGGUCUGGGUCCAAACGUGAAGUCCAUCGUGACGAUGCUGAUGCUGAUGCUGCUCAUGAUGUUCGCCGUCCACUGCACGUGGGUCACCAGCAACGCCUACUCCAGCCCCAGCGUGGUCCUGGCCUCCUACAACCACGACGGGUGA
Knipowitschia caucasica is the source of this 426-nucleotide messenger RNA. NCBI's taxonomy places the organism in Eukaryota, Metazoa, Chordata, Actinopteri, Gobiiformes, Gobiidae. The record is from the annotation of a GenBank genome assembly.